AUGCUGCUGCCCCACGCGAUUAUAGCCAUUGACUUCGGCACCGAGUCUUUUAAGCUAGAUCUUCUCAGCAACAAGCCCCACACGUUUGCCAUUGGAGAAACGUCAUGCCGCUUUGCAACCGACAUUAACCAACUUCUCGUUGAUUUCUUCGGCUACAUCCUGAAGAAGGUCCAGGAUGAAAUCCAAUCGACAUUGCAGAAUGCUCAUUCCGUCAAAUGGCACCAGGCACACAUCGAUCUUGUCCUGACCCAGCCUGCCACCGGUAACGAAGAUAGCCGGCUCAAGUACUGGUCAACCCUGAAGGAUGCCAUUGAGAGUGCCGGAUUUUCUGCUCCUACCCACCGCAUCAUCGGAGACUUGGAAGAGCCAAAGGCGGCAGCUCGAUACGUGUUACAGCAACCCUGCGAUGGUGAGACUGGACACUACCAGACUGGCGAUACAUGUAUCCUCGCUGAUGCCGGCGGAGGCACAACUGAUGUUUGUGCCUUGUACAUUGAUGACAUCGACACCCUAGCCAUCAGCCCCAUCGGUUCUCACGCCAUGCGUGGCGCUAUUAUUGGCGGCAUGAUGCUUAACAAACACCUCGAAAAAGAAUUAUCAAGUUACCUACAAAACCGCCAGCAUCUCCUACAGGAUGGCAUCACCCCGAUCGAAGCUUCUCGCGUACUCUCCUGGGGUUUGGAUGCCAUUGAGGCUAAGAUUGCGAUUGGCAACGUGAUGCCCGACCCUCCAACCUCGCUAAUUCACCGGCUGCUUGGAACACGUGCGCCAAUGUUCAAGGCCAACUCCUCAAAUGAUGAAGGUAGCAACCAGCGUACCCAGCAAAAGGACCUGGAAUUCGAUCUGUCCAUCAUGGCUCCAUGCAUGAACCACCAGGUGCUUGGAAACGACCAAAUCGGGUCGCGGGGCAUCUGGGGCUUAAUAGGGUCCGCCAUCGACAAUGUGUCCGUCAGCGGUUUCAUCCGCAAGCGUCUGAGUGAUGAGCGGGUCGAGACUGAAGCUGGACCACUCUCUUUCAACACCCAAGCGCCGGACCCGGUCAAUGUCAACCAUAUUAUCCUGACAGGGGGCUUUGGCUCUUCGCUCUAUGUGAGGACGGCAAUCGAAUCAGCCAUGCAUCGCGAUACAAGGCUUGCCCCUGGUUUGCAAACGGGCGAAGCAAAGUACGAGAAUCUCCGCACAGAUCGUGUCCGGGUGACUCGUGAGCCCCAACUUUGUGUUGCAUUGGGUGUCCUUGACGCCUAUCGGGCCCAGCUUCUAGCGGAGGCUACAACCAGCAAGAAGGCUGGUUUCUCCCUCCGCAGAACUUGGCUUUCUGUUUUGAGGCGCUAG
This is a messenger RNA of Phaeoacremonium minimum UCRPA7, 1332 nucleotides long. Its product is annotated as putative hsp70 protein. Lineage: Eukaryota; Fungi; Ascomycota; Sordariomycetes; Togniniales; Togniniaceae. Bases 1 to 1332 code for a protein of 443 amino acids. The record is from RefSeq and is a predicted model, not a curated record. The transcript has 4 exons.